This is a messenger RNA of Rangifer tarandus platyrhynchus (Svalbard reindeer), 345 nucleotides long. The record is from the annotation of a GenBank genome assembly. NCBI's taxonomy places the organism in Eukaryota, Metazoa, Chordata, Mammalia, Artiodactyla, Cervidae.
AUGCCCAUCCACACUUCCCCCAGCCCGUCCCCACCGCCUCCUUCAUCAUACAGACAAGGGUGUGGGGGCUCGGACAUUCAUAUGACAGCAGGUGACCUGAAGGGGAUUCCGGAGUGCGCCUGUGCCUGGCGCUGGGAGCGGCAGCUCGCUGACUGCGAUGCGAUGAAAACCGCCCUGCACCCUGACGGCAGCUCCCUUGAUGGGAGACCGUCUGGAUGGCGUUCCAGGCAGCGAGAAGGAGACACGGGCAGGAGUGUCAUCACCCACAGAUCGCCAGUGGGGCCCUCCCCUGCCUUUGCAUCCCGGGGCCUCAGUGGGCAUCUGGAAGCAACCUCAACUUUGUAG